Molecule: messenger RNA, 4103 nt
Organism: Arachis duranensis
Lineage: Eukaryota; Viridiplantae; Streptophyta; Magnoliopsida; Fabales; Fabaceae
Product: putative disease resistance RPP13-like protein 1
Exons: 2
Coding region: 175-3762 (1195 amino acids)
Biological process (GO): defense response to other organism
Molecular function (GO): ADP binding; protein binding
Source: RefSeq, a predicted model, not a curated record
UCUAACUUAUCUCGGAGACUGAUACCAUGUCUUGUUGCUAAGGAAUCAUUGACUCCUCCGAAGCAUACACUACUUGAUUGAGAAAAACUUAGUAGUUCACUACACUGCAAACCAUUGUUCUCUUACCUUUCUCUGAAAAUCCAUUCACUUUGCUGUUGUUGAGAUCAUAUCAUCAUGGCUGGUGCAGUUGUUGGUGGAGCUUUUCUCUCUGGAUUCAUUAACAUUGUCAUUAACAAGUCCCUUAGAGAGGAUGUGGUCAACCGGGUCUUGGGCAAGAAACUUGGUCCUGGCUUGGUUGAGAGGCUGAAAAUUUCUCUGCUCGCUGAUGAAGCUGUGCUUGAUGAUGCUGAGUACAAGCAACUGGGUGACGAACGCGUAAGGGAUUGGCUCAACAGUCUGAGAGAUGCUGUUUAUGAUGCUGAUGACUUUCUGUACGCUGUACUCACCAAAGCCGCCACUCAAAAGAAGGUACGUUCUUUGUUGCCUAGUUUCUUCCUCAACCGACAUAGGAAGAUGGUAGAUAACAUGGAAGGGGUGGUUUCAAGAAUAGAAUUUCUUGUAAGUCAAAAUGAUAUCCUUGAUCUUCAAAAGAAUACCAAGGAUAAUAACUUGUCAUCAUCAUCAUCGUCAUCAUGGCGAGAAACCACAUGUCUGAUGGAAGGGAACAUAUAUGGCAGGGAGCAUGAUCAACAAGCUCUAAUCAAAACAAUAAAUGACAGCAGUGAAUCUCAGUUAUCUGUGAUUCCUAUUGUUGGCAUGGGUGGGGUUGGUAAAACAACCUUAGCCAAAUGGGUGUACAGUGUCGUGGAAGGAUUUGAUCUCACAGCAUGGGUCUGCAUCUCUGAAACAUUUCAUGUUGCUGACAUUACAAAGAAAACCAUUGAGGAAAUUACAAAAACUACUUGUAGCCUUGGGAGUUUAAAUUUGCUUCAAAAUGAAUUGCAGAAAAUCUUGUCGGGAAAGAAGUUCUUUAUUGUUCUAGACGAUGUCUGGAGCGAUGAUGCCGAUAAGUGGAAGCAAUUUAUAACUCCUUUUCACUGUGGGGCUAAGGGUAGUACAAUUCUUCUAACAACUCGCAAUCAAGAGGUUGCUUCAGUAGUUCAAACAUGUCCCUCUUGCACUCUUAAUGAGUUGUCCCAAGAGUAUUGUUGGUUAUUGUUUGCAGCCAAUGCAUGUUUUCCGGAGUCAAACGGGAACCCAACACUAGUUGAUGUCGGUAGACAAAUUGUCAACAAGUGCAAGGGUUUGCCAUUAGCUGUAGAAACACUUGGCCGCAUGUUGCGAGGAAAGGAUGAUAUUGAAGAAUGGAAUGCUGUUUUAAGGAGUGACAUCUGGGAAAUUUCUACGAAAAAUAGUAAAAUUAUUCCAGCAUUGUUAAUAAGCUACUUCCAGCUACCUCCUUACUUGAAGCGUUGUUUCGUUUAUUGUUCCUUGUUUCCCAAAGAUUAUGAGUUUGAGAAAAAUGAACUAGUUUUGCUGUGGAUGGCUGAAGAUCUUUUAAGGCUACCAAAGAGAGGAGAGAGUUUAGAAGAGGUUGGUUCUGAGUGUUUUGAAGAAUUAGCUUCAAGGUUAUUUUUUAAACCAGCUGAGUAUCGUCGUGACAGGUACGUGAUGCAUGAUCUCUUGCAUGACUUGACAAUAUUCCUUGCUGGAGACUUCUAUUGUAGAAUACAAGAGCUUGGUGAACAAGAAAAGAAGGUUCUCACUCGUCAUUUGUCACAUUUCUCACAUCGAAGCUUAUGUCCUCCAAUCACAAAAGUCUCUAACUCCAUUGCGAAAUUGGAAUCUUUGAGGACAUCGUUGUAUAUCAAUGAUUUCUUUAGCAUGGAAAGCGGAGAAUCAAAGUUUAAAUACUUGAGAGUUUUAUCCUUUUAUAAACUUGAUGUAUUACCUGAUUCAAUAGGUGAAUUGAUUCAUCUACGCUAUUUGAAUCUCUCUAGGUGUAAGAUUAAUAGUUUGCCGGAAUCGUUGUGCAGCUUGUAUAAUCUACAAACAUUAAUAUUGCAUGGAUGUACUAAGCUGACCAUGUUGCCCAGUGGCAUGCAUAAUCUUGUGAAUUUACGGAAUCUGGAUCUUAGGAAUACUUCUUUGGAAGAAAUGCCUGGAGGAAUAAGCAAAUUGGAGCACUUGCAUACCUUAAGUUCCUUUGUGGUGGGCAAUAAUGAAGAUAAUGGAAUCCAGGAAUUAGGAGGGCUCUCAAAUCUUCAUGGGUUGUUGGAGAUUAAGAAGUUGGAGAAUGUUGUUGAUGUCAGACAAGCAACGAGUGCAAGGAUAAGUAAUAAGAAGCACAUUGAUAGGUUGCGGUUGAAGUGGUCUUCAGGUGGUGAUAUGGUUUCAAAUAUGCAAACUGAGAGAGAGAUACUCCACAGCUUGGAACCCCACAAUGGCUUGAAAGAGUUGACAAUAAGGCGAUACAGGGGUACAAUAUUUCCAGAUUGGUUGGGGCACUGUUCUUACAACAUUAUGACACGUGUAUCUCUAAUGUCUUGCAAGAAUUGCUGCAUGCUGCCUUCACUUGGACAGUUGCCAUCUCUUAAGGACCUGUACAUUGAAGAUUUCGGUCAGCUCAGCAGCAUUGGAAUAGAGUUUUACAAGAAUAAAGACAAUCCUUCUUUGCAUAUUGCUCCUCCUUUUCCCUUGUUGGAGAGUCUGGAAUUUUGUGAUAUGGCAUGUUGGGAGGAGUGGCACUUACCUGAUUCAAAAGUUUUUCCUCAGCUUAAGAGUCUUCAAAUAAGAGAUUGUCCAAUGUUAAAGGGAGAUAUGCUCAGUCAUGUAUUAGUGAGAAUUGUUUCUUCCUCAAUGGAUGUUUCAGAAGUUCGCAAACUGGAAAUAAGACAAGAUGACAAAGGAGGGUUUCUAGAGAUGGUACUUUCUGGGGAUACUUUAUCAUUUAGCGGUUGUGAAUCUAUGGUGGAGUCUGCAAUUAAGGCAAUGAUGAGCAUCAACCAUCUAAGUUGCCUCCAAGAAAUAGAAAUCUCAGAGUGUUCAUCACUGACCUCGUUGCCGUUGGAUGCCUUUCCCAAUCUCAAGAAUCUCGAGAUAAAAGGAUGUUCAAAUCUGGAAUCAGUGUCAAUGUCAGAGGCACCACACGCUGCUCUUCAACGUCUAUCCAUUACUUUCUGCAACAAAUUAGUGUCAUUAGCAGGAGAAGGACUGGCUGCACCCAACUUGACUCAUCUUCAAGUCAGCUUCUGCGAGAAGUUGGAGGCAUUACCACGUGACAUGAAAAGUCUACUACCAAGUCUACAGUCUCUCGGGAUAUAUGGUUGCUCAAACAUUUGCAGGUUGGCAGAGGGUGAUUUGACGCCUAACUUGAAAUCACUUCAUGUGGGAAUUUGUGAGCAACAAAUGAGGGAUCUAUCAUGGAUGGCCAACUUCCACGCCCUCACUCAUCUUGAAAUUUAUGGAAAAUACUGCCACAACAUAAAGUCAUAUCCAGAGGUGGAUUCCCUGCCUCAUCUUCCCUCCCUUACCACUCUCACGAUACGCGGCUUUCCUAAUCUGGAGACAUUGGAGUGCAACGAGCUUCUCCGCCUCACCUCCCUUCAACAAUUGUACAUUUCAUUAUGUUCAAAGCUGGAGAAUAUAGAAGGAGAAAAGCUGCCUCCCUCUCUCUUGCUACUUGACGUUUAUUCUUGUGAUUUGCUGGGAGAACACUGCAAGAACAAGCAUCAACUAAUCUGGCCCAAAAUUUCCCACAUUCCCACCAUUCAAGUCACUCGCGAAAGAGAUUUCAUGAAAAGAUUGCUUCUUAGGAGGUAAAAAGUUCACAAAUGUUAGAGAUUUCAUUGCACAUGUAUAUAUAUGGAGAUGUAAAGUGGAUUAAUGUGUUGGGAAGCACUAUUGUUUUCUGAUUUCAGUUUUCAUUUUAAUUGGUAUCUACACUAGUUUAAAUUAAUGACUGAUGUGUAUCAUAGGAUUCAUAUCCACACUACAUGUGGAGUUGCUUGGAUUUUUCAAUUCAAUGCUUUGCUUCAAAGAUAGGAACCAUAGAUGGUUGUUUGGUUAUCAAUAGCAGUCAUGUUUGAACUUUGAACCAACAUGCUAAACAAAUGAGUUUCAGUAUCUAAUGCAAGGGGUUGUAUCAAACAUGAAUUGUAGAC